This is a messenger RNA of Thamnophis sirtalis, 1520 nucleotides long. The record is from RefSeq and is a predicted model, not a curated record. NCBI's taxonomy places the organism in Eukaryota, Metazoa, Chordata, Lepidosauria, Squamata, Natricidae.
ACGAUGGGAAUAUUUUGAUCUACUAUUAGUUCCCUCACAGCACCGCACAAUCUUUCUUCCGAACAUGAUCUUUGAGAGGAAAAGGUUUCUUCUCCUCCUACUGUGUCCACAUAUACAAAGAGGUGUAUUGCUAGGAUGUCCUCCUAAGUGUUGAGAGGCCUUAAAAUGUUCUUCCAGUCGGAGAUUUUGCCUAGAUGGGAAUUGUGUCUUUACUUGUUUCUUACUUUUGGCUCUCAUUUUUAUUCUUUCUAUGAAGUCUUCCAAGCUUCUCAAGAAUACGAAGAAGAACUUGAUAGAAAAUUUGAACUGGAGAAAAAUACCCUGGGGUUGAGGAAGGAUCCAGUUGAUUUUGAAUGGAGCUUCUGGAUGGAAUGGGGCAAAGGAUAUAUACUGUGGCUUCUUUUUGGCCACUUGGUGGUAUCACUAGUAUCCAGCAUUUACAUGGAAAAGUACAAACCUUGGUUUCUGAUGGUGUAUGGAAUUGCUGCCUGUUGGUUUCUACUGGGGUCCAAAGGACUGACUAUGAUUUUUCUACAUGUCAGUAUCUCGUAUUUAGUAGCCCAGUUGAAAAAUCCAAUGCUUACAUGGUUGACUUCCUUGCUUCUGUUGUCAACUCUGCAACUAUCUGCCGUAGAAGAAGUGAAGAGAGGCUGGUAUGCCAGUGAAAAUGAGUAUUAUCUACUAGUUUUCACCCUGAUUGUACGCUGUCUCUAUUAUACAAGCUUCAGUCUGGAAUAUUGUUGGGAUAGGACUACUGAGAUGGUACAGCAUUCAUUCCUUUGGAUGUUGUCAUAUACAUUCUACUAUCCUGUGUUUCACAAUGGACCUGUUAUCACCUUUGAUGAAUUUUAUGCACAGAUGAGCAAACAACAAUCCUGCAAUUGGAAGUCCAAUCUAUCUAUUUUCAUCUGGGGAGCCAUUCGUAUUUUGAUUUGGUGGUGGUUGGCAGAAUUGAUGAUUCACUUUAUGUAUAUGCAUGCUCUCUACAGCAGCAUUUCACACCUGGAAGCAGUAACUUACUGGACGUUAGGUGGCCUUGCAUUGGGCCAGGUCCUAUUUUUUUAUGUGAAAUACCUUGUACUUUUUGGUGUUCCAGCCCUUGUUGUUCGCAUGGAUGGACUGAAGCCUCCUGAUUUACCUCGUUGUGUAAGCACCAUGUACAGUUUUUCUGGAAUGUGGAGAAGUUUUGAUGUUGGAUUACAUAGGUUCCUUAUUAGGUAUAUUUAUGUCCCAAUGGGAGGAUCUCAUUGCAGCAUAUUUAAGAUGUUGUUUUCAACUGCCAUCACAUUUGCUUUUGUAAGUUACUGGCAUGGAAGCCAUAGCUAUCUUUGGUCCUGGGCUGUGCUUAAUUGGCUUGGAGUAACAGCUGAAAAUGGAGUGAAGAGGAUUGUUUCUUUUCCAAUUGUCCAUAAUUUUAUUGUAAGUUAAUUCUUGUUCAUGUUUAUAAGAAUCAUAUUUAAGUUUAGGAUGAAAUCUGAAAUAUGUUUUCUGAAAGCGUCCUGAGCAGGUUGAGUACUUUU